Messenger RNA from Sinocyclocheilus grahami, 723 nucleotides. RefSeq names its product lysosomal acid phosphatase-like. Gene Ontology annotation, cellular component: lysosome. The annotation marks the transcript as partial. The record is from RefSeq and is a predicted model, not a curated record. NCBI's taxonomy places the organism in Eukaryota, Metazoa, Chordata, Actinopteri, Cypriniformes, Cyprinidae. The transcript is spliced from 4 exons. Gene Ontology annotation, biological process: lysosome organization; dephosphorylation. Gene Ontology annotation, molecular function: acid phosphatase activity.
GCCUGCUGUUAGAUCAGAUCAUUAAGAAUCUCUCAAAUGCAGCAGCACUGGACUCUAAACAGAAAGUGAAGAUGAUGGUAUACUCAGCGCAUGACACAACAAUUGUAGCCCUACAGGAAGCUCUGAAUGUCUUUAAUGGCCUGCAGCCACCUUAUGCCUCAUGUCAUCUAUUUGAACUUCACCAGGAAGAGAAUGGGACGUUUUCAGUGGAUAUGUUUUAUCGCAACGACACUAAUGUGUCUGAGCCGUACUCUGUGUCUUUACCGGGCUGUUCCCAGCGCUGCCCCCUUCAGGACUUUGUGAACCUCACACGUGAAGUCAUACCACAAGACAGGAAUAAAGAGUGUCAGAUAAAGGAGGAGGCCACAGACACUGGGGUCAUCAUCGGGCUGGCAGUGUGUGGAUGUCUUCUCUUCCUCCUGAUACUGCUGCUGUUUGCAGUGCUAUGCCGUCUAAAAGAGCCCAUGGCAAGCUACAGUCAUGUCAUAAACGAGAGUGACUCCUGACAAUCAUAUCGGCUCCUCCGCAAAGAGGAACUGUGGGACAGUGAAGAGGACCUAUGAGGACACAGCGCCAAGUUGUUGAGAAACUCUAAAGACAGAACUCUUUUUGGUCACACAUUUUUUAUAUUGGGGAAGAGCUGGUAAGAGUUGGUAAUGUUUUAUUACUUUACUUUACCUUAAGUGUUUUUAGAGAAAAAAGGGAAUCAAGAUUUGGGAUGGC